Messenger RNA from Mercenaria mercenaria, 3061 nucleotides. RefSeq lists its product as uncharacterized. The record is from RefSeq and is a predicted model, not a curated record. Lineage: Eukaryota; Metazoa; Mollusca; Bivalvia; Venerida; Veneridae. The transcript is spliced from 10 exons. The coding region runs from base 59 to 3061 and encodes 1000 amino acids.
UAUAGAUAUAUAGGGAAAAUCUUAUUACUGUUUAUAAACAUUAUGUGGAGUAAAACUGAUGAAUAUUUUGUAUAUUAUGUGCAACACACGUAACAACUUCCUGAUACUUACAGUAGCUGCCGCACUCGCAUCUAGCCAGACAGUUAGCACUGAAAGCCCUCACCGUCUUCAACUUUUCACUUGCUUUUCUGAUAUAUGUAAUGUACAUGGAGAAGAUCAGUUUUGCAGUGAAAGGGAAAGAAAAUGCCGAAAUUGCCAAGAAAUUGUUGAUGAUUGCCUCGAACCAGCACUGCCACAGAACUGCACAAGAUGGUGUAUAAAUUUCCAUAUACAGAAAGAACGGAAGAAAGAGAAGGAAACAGCAUGCAAGGACAUAGGUUUGAUACGAAACGGAAGUCAUAAUGGUUCAUUGACUCAACCACAAGUGCCUGGUGACGUCAUUGCAAUAAACUGCGAUCCCGGAUAUCACAUCUCUGGUUCGAAAACACUUGAGUGCAAGGUGUAUGGUCAAUGGUCACAUGACAUUCCCACUUGCCAAGGAAUAAAAUGCCCGAUGCUACCAGCUGUAUCUAAUGGUCGUCAUAAUGGGUCUACAACCAUUCCAAAUUCAUUAGGGGACGUAGUGAGUGAGGUAUGUAACCAUGGUUACCAACGUAUCGGCCCGGAUUCGACAACGUGCAGUACUAUCGGUGUUUGGAGCAACCAAUUGCCAGUUUGUCGAAAAAUACAGUGCCCUUUACUUCAUGAAGUGGAAAACGGAAAACAUAAUGGAUCCUUACGAACACCUCACGUUCCCGGUGAUAUGAUUGUGUCCAGCUGUGACGAUGCAUACCUAUUAUUAGGUACGAGCUCAACAGUGUGUAACAGCCAAGGUUUCUGGACAGAUCCGUUGCCAAGGUGCCAAGUUAUAGAGUGUACACCACUUCCAAAAAUUAAGAAUGGAAAAUGGUCUGGUGUUCCCCACUCUGACAUACCGAGAUUAAAGGUAUCGCAUACAAUACAUGCCACCUGUAACGAAGGUUACAGCUUAAGAGGUCCUGACAAAUGGGAAUGUUCAGUGAAUGGAAACUGGUAUAGCCAUGAUGAGUUAUACAUGCCUUACUGCAUCAAAGACUACAUAAAUGGAUGGAUGAUUGCAGCGUGUGUUGAGGGUGGUUUAAUUAUCCUGGCGCUCAUCCUGCUGCUCUGUUGGCUAUAUACACGUCGGAAUAAACAGAAAUAUCAGUCUAUAAAGGGACAUGAAGACAAAUUUAAGAAUGACGAAAUGACUCUCAUGAUUGAAAUUGACGAUAAAGAAAAAGAUACUGAAAGGUUGCAUCUUCAAGCAAAACCAAGUCCACCAAGAGAUAUAUCACUACAUAGUCAGCGACUGCAAAGAGAAACACAAAACAAACAAGCUGAAGUAAAAAACAGUACUGGACAGUCCGAAUCCAACAGAAACAGAGAUUAUUCCCCCAACAUACCACAUCCGAGUAAUGUAUUUGGUGCUAGUCGAACACAGCGUUACAAAGGACAAAACAUACCUGGAAAGUGCGAAACAAAUAGACAGUCACAAGAUCCCCCGAAUAUACGAUCUGAGAGUUCCGCAACUGAUGUAAGCCGGGCAGAGCGUUCUGAAGUUCGAAACAUACAGGGGAAGUCGGGGUCAAAUAGACAGAGAGAAGAUCCCCCGAACAUACCAUCUGGGAGUUCAUCAACUGAUACAAGUCAAAGAGAUCGUUAUGAAGAGCAAAACAUACAAGGGGAGACGGGGUCGAAUAGAGAGAGAGAAGAUCCCCCGAACUUACGAUCCGGGGGUUCCUUAUUCGAUGCAAGUCAAAGAGAUCGUUCUGAAGAGCAAAACAUACAGGAGGAGAUGGGGUUAAAUAGACAGAGAGUAUAUCCCCCGAACAUACCAUCUGGGAGUUCCGCAACCGAUGCAAGUCAAAGAGAUUGUUCUGAAGAGCAAAACAUACAAGGGGAGACGGGGUCAAAUAAACAGAGAGAAGAUCCCCCGAACAUACGAUCCGGGGGUUCCGUAUUCGAUGAUCGUUCUGAAGGUCCAAAUAUACAUGGAUUUACUUUCAACAUAAACCUCACUGCAAACAACUCAGCUGACAAUAACAACUUGUUUGAAUAUGGCAGUAGGACUGACUCCAGACAUCAAGUGUCAAAGACAGGCGGUUCAGCCCCUCAAACACCACAGACAACACAAAGAGAAAUGGACGACUUAAAGGCGGAAGAAGAAAAGUCACCAAUACAGGAAUCCGGGAUAUUUCAGUCCUCCCAGCCGCAGGCUUCGUGUGUCACUGAAGAUGAAUUGGCAUCUUUCAGGAGUAUAAAUGAUCCUCUGGGAUCCUUUGGUAGUACAUCCACGAAUGAAAACCUUGAAGACGACGGUAAUUUGAUACGUGGUUUGGCUGUACAACAGAGUGCCAACAUGGAACAAGACACGGCUCGUAAGUUGGCAAUGCCUAAUGGUGACUUGAAUACAGAUGAUAUCAAUGCUGACGUAUUUAAUGAACAGUUUGGAGGCAAUGGCCGACAGAUAAAUGGUUUGGCUGCACAACAGAGUGCUAACAUGGUACAAGAAACUGCUCGUAAGUUGACAAUGCCUAAUGGUGACUUAAAUACAGUUGAUACAAAUGCUGACGUAUUUGAUGAACAGCAUGGGGGCAAUGGCGGUCUCAUAAAUGGCUUGGCUGUACAGCAGAGUGCCAACAAUGAACAAGACAUUGCUCGUAAGUUGGCAAUGCCUAAUGGUGACUUAAAUACAGAUGAUAUAAAUGUUAAAGUAUUUAAUCAACAGCUUGGAGGCAACGGCCGCCGGAUAAAUGGUUUGGCUGCACAACGGAGUGCCAACAAUGAACAAGACACUGCUCGUAAGUUGGCAAUGCCAAAUGGUGACUUAAAUACAGUUGAUAUCAAUGCUGACGUAUUUGAUGAACAGCUUGGGGGCAAUAGCGGUCUGAUAAAUGGUUUGGCUGUACAGCAGAGUGCCAACAAUGAACAAGACACUGCUUGUAAGUUGGCAAUGCCUAAUGGCGACUUAAAUACAGAUGAUAUCAAUGAUGACGUAUGA